Messenger RNA from Tigriopus californicus, 1183 nucleotides. RefSeq names its product 3-oxoacyl-[acyl-carrier-protein] reductase FabG-like. Gene Ontology annotation, molecular function: oxidoreductase activity. NCBI's taxonomy places the organism in Eukaryota, Metazoa, Arthropoda, Copepoda, Harpacticoida, Harpacticidae. The record is from RefSeq and is a predicted model, not a curated record. The coding region runs from base 173 to 1021 and encodes 282 amino acids. The transcript has 4 exons.
AAGAAUCAACAUCCUAGAUAUCUUGGCAAUUAACAGGAUUGACCUGAGAAUGCCAGUGACGCAGUAAAAGCGACAUCAUACACCUUAUUCAAAACACAGUUCGUGUGAUAAGUCUGACAGAGCCGUUAUAUAACACAACAAGAAGCAACAAUCAUUCGGCAAUCGUGAACACAUGGUCAACAUGUCGAGAGUAGCAUUGAUUACGGGAGCCAGCUCAGGUAUUGGAGCGGCCAUUGCUCUGGAAAUGGCUAGAGUGGGCCACUAUGCCCUCGCUUUGACCUCUAAUGAGAGUAAAAACUUGGCGACCGUGGGUCAGCAAUGUUUGACAGAAGGUGCCAAGGAAGUUCACUUGAUGGUGAAGGAUCUCAUGGACUUGAAUCAAUGUCAGGACUUGGUUUCUGAGACCGUGGAACAUUUCAAAAAGAUGGAUGUGUUUGUGAGCUGUGCUGGCAUGUCUCAAGGCGCCCAAGAUAUCGAGGAUAAAUGCUUGAAAGGAGUGGAAAACGUGAUGCGCCUCAACUACUUGUCCCCGUUAGCUGUAACUCAAAAAGCACUACCACACUUGCUAAAAACCAGAGGCAGUAUUCUCUACAUUGGGUCGACAUUAGGAACGAUAUCCUCCUCCGGUGUGAUCGACUAUGCUGCUUCAAAGUCUGCAUUGCAUUCCAUGGCACAAAAUGUGGCUCAAGAGUAUUCCGCUACCGGCAUUCGAGUCAAUGUUCUGGCUCCAGGAGCCAUUGCCACUGAACUAUUCAACGACAUCAUGGGCGCCGCCAGUCCUGAACAAUUGGACGAGUUUGGCAGUCUGAUUAUUCCCAUGGGCCGACUGGGCCGGGCUCAGGAAAUCGGUCAUUUGGCGGAAUUCCUCGUUUCCGACAAGAACAUGUACAUGACGGGAUCUGUCAUCAAGGUUGACGGAGGCCAGGCCAACGAUAAAAAGGCCGGACAAUUUCGAGCUGGAGAAUUCAUGCGCGCUGUUGAGAUGGAAGCAGCCAACAAAAAAGGACUCAUUGUCAAUUAGCUUUGUUAUCCCCGGAGUUCGUCAGCACCUGCACCCAGAAUAGUAUUACAAAAGUGUUAAACAAAAUUUGCAACAAUUUGUUGUCGGAGCAAACUCAUUUCAACCCAUAAGGGGUUAGGCAUCGCGGACUAUUUUUCUGCUUUCGAGCUAAGCGAUUGACGA